Molecule: messenger RNA, 360 nt
Organism: Pneumocystis jirovecii RU7
Lineage: Eukaryota; Fungi; Ascomycota; Pneumocystomycetes; Pneumocystales; Pneumocystaceae
Product: transcription elongation factor SPT4
Exons: 2
Coding region: 1-360 (119 amino acids)
Biological process (GO): mRNA processing; positive regulation of DNA-templated transcription, elongation; chromatin organization
Cellular component (GO): DSIF complex; nucleus
Molecular function (GO): zinc ion binding; RNA polymerase II complex binding
Source: RefSeq, a predicted model, not a curated record
AUGGCAAUAUUAACAUCUACAAUUCCUGCAGAAAGAAAAAACCUUCGUGCAUGUCUUUUAUGUGGUAUUGUUCUUCCUUACAAACAUUUUCUAUCAGAAGGAUGUCCUAACUGUGAAUCACUUCUUCAGAUUUCUGCAUCAGAAGAUCUAGUACAGGAAUGCACGUCUCCUAUUUAUGAAGGAAUUCUUGCUGUAAUGCAACCUACAGAGUCUUGGGUAGCAAAAUGGCAGCGUAUUAAUCGAUUCGUAGGCGGCAUAUACGCUGUUCGUGUACAAGGCCAACUACCAGAAGAAAUAGUUGAACAGCUUAAUCACCGUGGUGUUCAAUAUCGUCCUCGUGAUGGGUCAAUGGAUGACUAG